AUGAGUGAAGAUAUUGAAAAACAACUUGUUGACAAGCUAAAAACAAGAAAAUUCUCAGUGCAAAUGGAUGAAUCAACUUCGAUAGACAGUGUGGCAGUAUUGAUAACUUGCGUAAAAUAUAUUGAUAAAGGGCAUUUUGCUGAAGAAAUGCUGUUCGAUGGUGCUCCUAAUAUGAUGGGCAAGAAAAAUUGCUACUUAAAAUUGAUGAAAGAUGAGAAUCCAGAAAUGAUUCUUGUGCAUUGUGUUAUUGUAUGGGGAAAAGUUGUGCAUAGGGAAAACUUGGUAGUCAAAAACAUCUCGCCUGUUCUAAAUGAAGUACUUGCAUUCAGUAAUAAAGUGUAUCGAUGCUAUUAA
Messenger RNA from Parasteatoda tepidariorum (common house spider), 354 nucleotides. Its product is annotated as protein FAM200A-like. The record is from RefSeq and is a predicted model, not a curated record. Lineage: Eukaryota; Metazoa; Arthropoda; Arachnida; Araneae; Theridiidae.